GCCUGUUUUCGUGAAGAAUAAUCCUUAACUUCCACCUUUAUUUGCAAGAUGCCAAUAACUGCGACUGAUAAGGGUAACAAAUCCUCAAAACACUUGUUGUGUUUGAAUCUUUGUCUGUCUUUGUUUAUUUAAAACCCUCUGUCCAGGUCAGAAGCUUCCUGGAUAUUAUCAUCUCAAACCUCAUCGACUUGUGUGCUUCUUCACUUUAAAGUCCCCUGUCGCUUUACUUCCAUGGCAUCCUCAAAAUCCAAUUUUUCGUACUCACCACAAUAAAAUUUUAAAAUAAAGCUCCAACCUUUUUUUUUUUUUUUUUUUUGUGGGUCUCAGUUCUCAAACCCUAAUUUCAACUCUCAAUCUCACCCUCAUCCUCUACACUCGCUAAAACCUCCACCCUCUGUUGCAAAGUUUCAUCCUUUUGAAGAAGACAAAUGUCUGUGGAGAGAUCUUUAGAAGCGUGGGAAGAGGUUCAGCGACACGGGCAAGACUUAGCCGACCGACUCGCUCAGGGCUUCACGGGCUUGAUUCAAAUCAACCCUCCUUCGUUUCCGUGGCCGAGCCAUCAGAAGCUGAAGCUAUUCGAUCUCGAGUUCUCUCCUCAGCCCAUCAAUGGCGGCGUCGAGGCUAUUCUCGUUAUCGGGAACAAGAUUGGUCAGAUUGGCCAGGCUGGUGUUGAUUUCGGCUCCGGGUUGAACGUUAUGGUUCAUCAGUUCUUCAGGAGGCUGCCCUUGCCGUUUAGACACGAGGAUAGCGUGUCUGUUUCUAUGAGCCGUGGAGUUUAUGUAGACACAAAAGAUGAGUCGAGGCUUUCUAAGACAGAUACUGUCUCCUCUGCUGCUAUGUCUGAGGAGAGGGUGACAGAGUUUGAUUUGAGUACUGCUGCAUUACUUAGGAGAUCAAAGGGAACGGUUGAGUUUUCGACAAGUUAUGAAAGUAGAACAAGUGGUAUGGAACAUUCGUUAGCAGCCAGGGGAGAUCUUUGGAGAGUAGAAGCUUCUUCAUCAAGUUCAGCUGCUAGAGAUGACAGUUCCUCUCUCUUUCUUCUCCAGCUUGGACCGCUGCUGUUUCUGCGCGAUUCAACUCUUCUUUUGCCCGUUCAUUUAUCAAAGCAACACUUGCUCUGGUAUGGUUAUGAUAGAAAGAAAGGUAUGCAUUCGCUUUGUCCAGCUUUGUGGUCAAAGCAUAGAAGAUGGCUUAUGAUGUCAAUGAUCUGCCUCAAUCCUUUAGCUUGCUCAUUUGUAGAUUUGCAGUUCCCAAAUGGGCAGUUAACGUAUGUCUCCGGUGAGGGAUUAACAACAAGUGUCUUUGUUCCUUUAUGUGGCGGUCUUCUUCAAGCGCAAGGUCAAUAUCCAGGAGAUAUGAGGUUUAGUUUCUCUUGCAAGACUAAACAAGGAACAAGAAUCACACCAAUGGUGAACUGGCCUGACAAAUCGUAUGGAGUAGGUGUUUCUCAAGCCUUGGCUUGGCGUAAGUCCGGUCUCAUGAUGAAACCGGCAAUUCAACUUAGUGUGUGCUCUACGUAUGGUGGAAGCAAUCCCGGGACGAAAACCGAACUUAUUCACUCGUUGAAUGAUAACAUCAACAUGAUUUGUGGCUGUGCAAUGACGGCUCAUCCUUCAGCGUUUGCAUCUGUCUCUUUUGGUCGGUCAAAGUGGAAUGGGAACAUUGGUCGGACCGGAAUAGUUGUUAGAGUUGAUACUCCACUUGCAAGUGUUGCUCAACCUUCUUUCUCAAUCCAGCUUAACAAUGCUUUUGAGUUCUGAAGUAAACUUGUUAAAAGAAUGUUUUGGCUUCACGAUGUUAAAGUUGUAUAUAGUAAAAAAAAUUAGAACUCAGUAAACCAAAAGAGAAUUAACAAAGAAAUUCUAUAGUGGCAGGUGAAUGUUGAAGUUGUAAAUUAAACCACAAAACAAACUUCUUAUGAUAUUAUGUGUUCUUAA
Brassica napus (rape) is the source of this 1937-nucleotide messenger RNA. RefSeq lists its product as uncharacterized. The record is from RefSeq and is a predicted model, not a curated record. Bases 429 to 1760 code for a protein of 443 amino acids. The transcript has 7 exons. NCBI's taxonomy places the organism in Eukaryota, Viridiplantae, Streptophyta, Magnoliopsida, Brassicales, Brassicaceae.